CAUCCUGUUUCACCGCAAACAUCGCCGACGCAAGCCUUGUUCUCCACGGCAAUCGACUCCGCUUGGUCGAAUUACAUACAGAGGAGACCACUCUCGAGGUCAUCAGACCUAAUCUCGUUCUAGGACGGCCGUCCCGACUUGGGCCUGGCCGUGGCUCGUGGCAGCCUCAUGGAGGUAGACCGCACAAUCGAAAUCCGAGGGGAAGAGAGGGUAGUGAGACAGCAGCGGAAGAACCACAUCCGCGGGAUACUGCUAAUCAGCCAGCUGUUGAGAAAGGGUACCACCGAGGCAGCUGGAAAACCUGUGCAAUCUGUGGUUGCUGAUGAAGUUGAGCUCCUCGAAAAGGGUAGAGAGCACGUUGAAGGCAUCCGAGAGAGAGCAUCGAAACGCGGGAAACGACAGCCUGCUGCUGCUGCUGCUGCUUCAUCUGCUGCGGCGAAGAAGGCGAAGCGCAAGGGGGCGGACGCAGCUCUCUCCGACCCUCUAGCAUUGGCUCAUGAUGGCGGGACCAGAAGCGGUGCUACCCCAGAGACUUCGAGGGAGGAAGCGGUUGCGGAGGAGCGUCGUUCCAGCGCGAUGGAUUUGAUGCAGAACGACCCCGUGUUGAUGGAGCGAGUACGGGCCAUGCUGGAUGCUGGCGCGGCAGAGCAGGCAGCAGCUAAGGUGGCGGCGAUCGACGCGGCCAACACUCGUGCACUCCGCGCGUCGUUGCAAGCGCUGAAGCAGCACUGCAACAGCUCGAUAGGGUGGACCACUUACCAGACAGCGCUCGCUGUAGCAGCCGGAGCGGGAGAGCACACGUGUACUGACACGGACGUGUGCCACCCCGGCCAGCGGUGCAAGCCCGUUGAGUCUGGUGGAGUGAGCCUUGCCGAGCGAGCUAACAGUCUCGGCAUUCGGCACGAGACUUUCAGCGACGCACGGUGGCGGAUGCACAACACGAACCACGACAUCGCCCCCAAGAUCGCUGCGAGUGAGGGAUGCUACGUGUACAACGAGCGCAAGACACGGAGUGACGUGACGAAUCCCGAGGUCAUGGCUCUCGCCAGGGCUUUCUGGCACUCCGACGACGUUUCCCGUGCAACAGGGAACUCAGGCAAGGACAUGUACAAGGAGUCUAAGAAGAGAGACGCACCCUCUCACCCUCGGAGACAGCUCAUGCACAAGGGAGACAGUGUGUGGAGGAUGUUCCUCGAGAGCCGGCGGUACUUGGCGCUGAAGUCAAGGCUACUUGAGCAGGACAGCAACUUCACCGACCCUGGCAGGACGACGUUUCUGUCAACGCGGUGCGGGUGUUUAGUGGACCCAACGGCAUCGCAGUGUGCGUGUCAGAUCCACACGCAGCAGACGUUGUAUCUCGAGGCCCUUUCGUUCUUGAUGGGGUCGAUACACCAAGACUGCGACUGUGAGUGUAACUGGUGUGACGAUCUUGGUUGUAAGAGGUGGUCUGUCAUGUGCCAGGACCUGAGCAAGUUUUCUGACGCUCUGGCGUGCGAGAAGGUAAACUUGCUGGAGGGGGAUUCCGACGGGGGAUUUGAGUUUUGGGGUCGGAAACCGGCAUGCGCUGCGAUGAAGUGUUCCGAGUGCGGGUUCGGAAAGCCUGGAGGCAUCCCGACCAACUGCACCGCUAUUGCGAAAAACAGAGAGCGGGUAGUAGCAUGGAUUCGCUUCGAAGACCAAACCAUGCCUGACGGCAAGGUGCACAAGAAGCAGCAGCUACCCCAGACGGGGAAGCUCGAAGACCUGUGGGACGAGUUCAUGGCACACUCCUACAUGGAGCACCAUGCCUUAGCCAAGUGGCAGCGCCAAGCCCACAAGAUGUGCAUGGCUACACUUCGUCAGGGCGAGCUGUUGAUCGAGACGGACUUCAUCGAGAAGUACAGGCAUGAAGCACGCGUCGUGCUGACAUGUGCUACCGCACCAACAACGACCAUGAUGGUGGCCCUUGUACAUCACAGCCCCGACAACCGUGGGGAGCACGAAACAGACGCUUGGAUUUUUUUGUCCAGCGAUCCGAACCAUGACUUCGACUUCCAUCACGCAGCGAUGGAGGUCGUUGUUGCGCACUACACGACGGGACCGAAGUCUGCGGCCACCGCUGGGAGUGCGGCCCCACGAGUGCACAUGUUUACGGACGGGUGCGGCAAGCAGUACAAGGGGAAGCGGAACUUUCGAGCAGUGGCGCAGAGCCUGAGGAGGCUUGGUGUCCGCAUUUUGCACAACUUCGCCGUCACUUCUCACUUCAAGGGCACGCAUGAUGGCAUCGGGGCGCUCAUGAAGCGCCUACUUCGGAACGCGGAGAUGCAUGGCACGCGUAUCCCCGACGUCGACGUCGCGCACGAGUUUCUUCUAGGCUACGCCGUGGAGGCGGACAAGGCGCGUGAAGGCCACUUCACAACCUGGUCCCCUUACCGGAUCAAGAGCUUCGAGGUCAGGAAGUUUGGCCCCAAGGAAAUUCCUCGCCCACCGAUAGAUCUGACGGGGAUCCCUGGAAGUUCCAAGCUGUACUUUUUCACGGGAACAGAGGACGAGCAGGAGGACGUGCAGGAUACCUUUAGUCUUGUGUGGGCUACUAGUGUGGGGGUGCAGACAGACGAUUUUGUGGUGGGAGCGGCCGGAGACAAGGUGUUGACGGCUAGGAAGUGGGUGGUAGACGAGUCCAGGGCAAGGAAAUGGGCCGCCCCCAAGAAGUUCACCAGAUCUUGGAAGUUGCGGGUUCGGGGCGCAUCGUGCUACUGCUCGACUUGCCGAAUAGGCUGCUACGGUGACUGCAUGGUAGCGAAGGUGUACCCCGACUUGGUUGGCGAGGUGAUGGAGAAGUCGGGAAAAGAGAUGGUUGGGAGACGCACGCUUGGGACUCAAUUGACCGGCGUUAUUCUUCCGGUCAUAUCUUCGGACGAGUCCCCAGUGGCGCCUACGCUUGACGAGAGCAUGGGGGAGGAGGAGGAGGAGGAGGGGGAGGAGGAGGGGGAGCGGGAGGAAGCGCAAUACGUAAGCUCAAGAGGUCGCGUAAGUAUCGCGAAGAAGAGGUUCCCGGAGGUGGGCUAG
Messenger RNA from Ectocarpus sp. CCAP 1310/34, 3048 nucleotides. The record is from the annotation of a GenBank genome assembly. Lineage: Eukaryota; Phaeophyceae; Ectocarpales; Ectocarpaceae.